Molecule: messenger RNA, 2793 nt
Organism: Drosophila sulfurigaster albostrigata
Lineage: Eukaryota; Metazoa; Arthropoda; Insecta; Diptera; Drosophilidae
Exons: 3
Coding region: 1-2793 (930 amino acids)
Source: RefSeq, a predicted model, not a curated record
AUGCCGCGAACUUUCCUAAAGGAUCUACCAGCGAUAGAGCUGGCAGAUCCACUUCUAAAGAGCGCUCAGAUCGAUAUACUAAUUGGCGCGGAUAUCCUUCCGUCGGUCAUCUUGAGCGGCUCCCGGCCAAACAAUUGUGGCUCACUCCUUGGGCAGGAAACCGUGUUUGGCUGGAUUCUUACCGGCCCAAUCUCCCAGAAGUCGCCCUCCAAAGCAGACGAACAGCUCGACAGCCUACUUUCCAAAUUUUGGGAGGUGGAGGAUAUUCCAGCGAAGCUGAUAAAGGAGUCAGACUUCGUUUGCGAAGAAAACUUCGUUAAGACUACUUCUCGUAGCAAAUGUGGUAGAUAUCGGGUGACUCUUCCAUUCCGGAAGCCCGAUGGCAUUGAACUGGGUCAUUCCAGAUCUAUAGCGCUGGCUCAAUUUCUCAAGAACGAGAAUCGUUUGUCAAGAAACGAUUCUCUAAAGGAACAGUACAAUGCCGUUCUCCAGGAGUACGUGGACUUGGGUCAUAUGACACCCAUAUCGCCUCAGGCGAUUGUCACGACUCCUAAUUUCUACCUGCCUCACCACGCCGUUUUCAAACCAGAUAGCACCACAACGAAGGUGCGGGUCGUUUUCAACGCAUCUUGUCCAUCCUCGAAUGGCAAGAGUCUGAAUGAUAUCCUUCAUUCAGGGCCCAUUCUCCAAUCGGAUCUCACGUUACAGAUCCUCAGAUGGCGAUACUAUCGAUAUGUGUUCAAUGCGGACAUAACGAAGAUGUAUCGCCAAAUCCUCAUGGACUCAAAGCACACACCGUUCCAACGAAUUCUGUUCCGCACGUCGGACGGUGAGAUCCGUGACUUUGAGUUGAACACAGUGACAUUCGGUGUCAACUUAUCCUCUCGCAAGCCGAGUCAUUUCAACAACAUGUACGUGGACGACGUCCUGGCGGGGACACACACAAGAGAAGAGGCCAUCCGGACCAUUGCGGAAGUGUGUGCAGCCCUGGACAGCGCUGGCUUCCCGCUGAGGAAGUGGACGUCGAACCAUAAGAGCGUGCUGAAGGACAUUCCAAAGGACCAUCUACUUCGAGAAGAUUUCCUUGAACUCGAAGACUCCAGUACGGCGAAAACUCUGGGCAUCAGGUGGCAAGCUCACGAUGACGAGUUCUUCUUCAUGCCACCCGAAGUUUCCCAUCAGGACUCCUACACGAAGAGGGAAGUGCUCUCGCAAAUCGCUAAGCUUUUCGACCCAGCCGGGUGGCUGGCCCCUUUCGUUAUCCGAGCCAAGAUCUUCAUGCAGGAGAUCUGGCUGAGAACGCUCGAAUGGGACGAGCAUCUACCCACGGAUCUUUCACUCCAAUGGAAGGAGUACCUCCAGAGCUAUCCUGCUCUGGGAAAGAUCCGGAUUCCAAGAUGGGUCCAAUUCCAGACACGAGUGAAGCUCCAGUACCACGGAUUCUGUGAUGCAUCAGAAAGGGCGUACGGAGCAGCGAUCUAUGUCCGUGUGGAGACGGCGAACAAGGUUUCCACGCAUCUCCUUACUGCGAAGACAAAGGUGGCUCCUGUCAAGUCUCUCUCAGUGCCACGUCUGGAGCUUUGUGGCGCCGUCCUGUUGGCUGAGCUAUCUGCAGCCCUCCUCCUGAAUCUGCCAGCAGAAAGUUUCCAGACUUUCUUUUGGACCGACUCAACAAUUGUUCUCGCCUGGUUGAACAAGCCACCCUGCCGAUGGACAACCUUUGUGGCCAAUCGUGUGGCCAAGAUUGUCCAAGCCAGCGACGCCAAGAACUGGUCGCAUGUGCGAUCCGAGCACAAUCCGGCAGAUCUUGCAAGCCGUGGUGUCCUGCCACAAGAAUUGAUUCGUAAUCCUUUGUGGUGGCAUGGACCAGAGUGGCUUCAUCUCCCGUCGGAGCAAUGGCCAACAUCUCCAAGUCCCAUUCCGGAGACUCUGCUGGAGCAGCGGAUUAAGUGCAACGUCGCUAAGUUACCUCCGACUCCCGACUUCCUGAGCAAGUUCUCUGAGUUUGGCAGGGCACUGCGCACGUCUGCCUAUGUUCUCCGAUUCAUCGAUAAGAGUCGGAAGUUGGCAGUUCCAAGCUCUACCGUGGUCCAGGCGGAUGAGCUGUCACGGAUCCAAGAGCGGCUAAUCGUCAUGGCUCAACGACACACUUUCCAACAGGAAUACCAAUGUCUGCAGUCCAAGCAGCCGGUUCCUUCCUCAAGUUCAAUCCGAAAUUUGAACCCUUUCCUCGAUGGCAAGGGGAUUCUACGGGCCUGUGGGCGUCUGAGGGCGUCCCACUCGCUGCGUUACGAUGAGAGUCAUCCAAUCAUCCUCUCGUAUUCCUCGUCCUUUGCACGACUACUGGUUCGUUUCACCCAUCGUAUAUCCUUACAUGGGGGUAACCAAGUCGUCAUGCGGCUGAUCCGUUCCAGAUUCUGGAUUCCAAAGUUGAAGGUCCUCGUUAAAUCCACCAUCAACUCCUGCAAGGUUUGCGUCAUCUACAAGAAGAGAUUGCAGACCCAAAUGAUGGGGACUUGCCCGGAAAGGGCGUCCUACUCGAGACCGUUCACGCACACUGGAGUCGACUUCGCCGGCCCAUUCGAAAUAAAGAACUACACUGGCCGAGCCUGCCUUAUCACCAAAGGGAUAUGUCUGCGUCUUCGUGUGCUUCAGCACGAAGGCGAUCCACUUGGAGACAACAUCGGAUCUCACGACGGAGAAAUUCCUGGCCGCAUUCUCCCGUUUCAUCGCACGGCGCGGGUGUCCACACCAAAUGUACUCGGACAACGGGAAAACCUUCGUUGGAGCUGA